Messenger RNA from Kuraishia capsulata CBS 1993, 1575 nucleotides. RefSeq lists its product as uncharacterized. NCBI's taxonomy places the organism in Eukaryota, Fungi, Ascomycota, Pichiomycetes, Pichiales, Pichiaceae. The record is from RefSeq and is a predicted model, not a curated record. Gene Ontology annotation, biological process: cell differentiation; regulation of transcription by RNA polymerase II. Gene Ontology annotation, molecular function: DNA-binding transcription factor activity, RNA polymerase II-specific; RNA polymerase II cis-regulatory region sequence-specific DNA binding. The transcript has a single exon. Bases 1 to 1575 code for a protein of 524 amino acids.
AUGGCCACUGCCGAAUUGCCCACCGUGGCCACUAGAACUUCCAGUUCCUCAACAACGAUCAUUUCGGAGCCUGCCUCUUCCAAGUCGCUACCUCCUCUUUCCUCGCUACUGCAGUCAAUUGGACAGUCAGUCUCAGCACCAACUUCACCAACCAAACGCGGAAGCACAGAUCUGCUUAUAAAUAAGCUCAAGUCGGCCUCCUAUUCGGGAUCCUCAGCGAGCGACGCGACAACAACCUCGACAUCUCUUUCACAACAAACAGCAUUGCCAUUACCACCAGCAUUGACAUCUUCCUUGUCUCCUUCUUCAUCCUCCUCAUCAUCGCAUGCUCUGGACCCUCUAUACAGAACACCGGCGAGACCAGUCUCGUUUCUGCCAAACUCUUCCAACUCAUCGCCUUCAGGGCCUCCUACUGGCGUGUUUAAGGACAAGUCGUCCCCAGCAACGGGCAACAAGCUAUUGCAAACCGCCGAGAAGAAGAAGCAGUCGUUCUCAUUUAUCUCGCAUUCUCCAGCGACUUUUCCCAUCCAAGACUCGAACUCGGAGGAUGGGUCUACGGGUAGGAGGAAGCGCAGAAGAACGUCACCAGCCGAGCUGGCUAUGCUCAAGUCUGAGUACGAGAUUGGAAACACCCCAAACAAGGCCAGAAGAACGGAGAUCGCUACCAGACUGGGCAUGACCGAAAAGGCGGUCCAGAUCUGGUUCCAGAACAGAAGGCAGUCCAUGAGAAGGAAAUCCCACAACGAUCCGGACAUUGUUGUUGAGAUACCAGAGAUCCCAGCCGCUUCAGCCGCGGCCCCAAGUUCUUCCACAACAUUCCAGAUGUCGCAUACACCACGUAUCGAGGUGGCCAGUCCAACAACUAGUCCAGAGAAGUCUGAGGAAUCGUCUCCUAUACGCGUAACGCGCAUUGAUGACUCCCCCAGUUCGUCGUUCUACGGCCAGACACCCCAGACUAUGCAGCACUCCAGUUCUCCUGACCGCCAUGCAAGCUUCAAGGUCACAGGUGUUACCCAUACUCUCAACCUGUCUUCUCCAAACGUGCCCAUGAUGCCCCCACGCGCGACAUGGGCUCCAAGCAUGAUCACCACUCCUUCCAGAUCUAAGCACGAGAAUCCUAACAAUGUGACUCCGGUGAGAUCGUCGUACCCUUCGUCGUCAGCCCAAGGCUCCACCAUGACGUUCAGACUGGGAAACUCCACGAAGAAAACAGCCGGUUUGUUGACUCCGUUGGAGAGCACAACUCGCAAGAACAAACGCCCUACCUGGAAGGUCAAUGCUAGCGCAGCUCUCGGUCACAAGGAAAUCUCUACAAGCGUUUUUGCCAGUGUGGAUACUCCUUCCAAGACCAAAAAGGCCAAGCUGUUUGUUCAGGAGGAGAACACCUUCAACAUAUACCACGACAAAGACCAAAAGAGCGUUACCUCCAGCCUGAAGUCUUCCAAUGCGUUGCAGGUCAAAGACGAAAACGUCAAGGUAGUCACCGAAGCAAAGGAGAAGCCAGACACUUCAGAUAUCGAGUGUGUGGAGAACCUGUUGGCAUUGAGAGCCGCACCCUCCAGAAGAGCUAACUAG